Glossina fuscipes is the source of this 2138-nucleotide messenger RNA. Its product is annotated as nucleolar protein 9. Gene Ontology annotation, biological process: endonucleolytic cleavage in 5'-ETS of tricistronic rRNA transcript (SSU-rRNA, 5.8S rRNA, LSU-rRNA); endonucleolytic cleavage in ITS1 to separate SSU-rRNA from 5.8S rRNA and LSU-rRNA from tricistronic rRNA transcript (SSU-rRNA, 5.8S rRNA, LSU-rRNA); endonucleolytic cleavage to generate mature 5'-end of SSU-rRNA from (SSU-rRNA, 5.8S rRNA, LSU-rRNA). The coding region runs from base 46 to 1983 and encodes 645 amino acids. NCBI's taxonomy places the organism in Eukaryota, Metazoa, Arthropoda, Insecta, Diptera, Glossinidae. The transcript is spliced from 2 exons. Gene Ontology annotation, cellular component: nucleolus; preribosome, small subunit precursor; 90S preribosome. The record is from RefSeq and is a predicted model, not a curated record. Gene Ontology annotation, molecular function: RNA binding.
UUUAUACACGUUUAUUUCAUUUUUAACCAAAUUAUAGCUAGGAAAAUGUUUAGCGGGAAAAAAUCGUUUGCAACGAGACAAAAACGUAAGAACAAAAAUUCCCGUUUUCGUAGUAAUGCUCACGGAUUUGCAAAGAAAGGAAUUUACGGCCGAGGAACACAAAUUGAUGAGGAGCAAUUCUCUUACUUCGUAAAUAUACUAGAUGCCAUGAAAAACGGCUUUGAAAGUGUAGAAGAUAAAGUAACUAUGGCCAAUAAUGUACUUGCCCAAACAAAAGAUCAAGAAGUAAGGUUAUCUUCUAAUCAAAUUGUUUGCAAAGUUUUGGAAUCGUUGUUGGGCUUUGCAGAGGCAGAGAGACUGGAAUCGUAUUUUCAAGCUUUCGCUGAAAACUUUCGGCCAUUGUGCUCCGAUAGUUUUGCUUCUCAUAUAUUGCAAAAAUUAAUAGAAAUUGCCUUUUUAAGAUUCGUCGAUGGAGAAAGCCUUAAUGUCAGCGACCACUCAGCCAAUAAAAAGUCUAAAGUGGACAGUGAACAAUUUACGGAUGAGCUCUAUAAUCGUAACAAUACUUUUUCAGAGGAUCACAAGAGGAAUUGUGCUAAUUUUGUCUUGAAAACGAGUAAAUUUUUGCUUAACAAUUUAGAGGACUUUAUUUGGGAUUCUUGUGCCAAUCACAUAAUGCGAACGUGCAUACUAAGUUUGGCGGGCAUUUAUGAACCAAAAAAAGCCUUUUCUGAAAGAAAAAUGGUAGACAUACACAAUCGCAAAAUAUAUAGUGUUGUGCCGAAUGAAUGGCAUGAAACGUGUAAAGAGUUUGCUCAGCGUUUACAAAUGUGGCCACAAUUUCCAGAUCUUUCUUAUCAAGAACACUCCUCAGCUUUAAUUGGUACAAUUUGUAUAGCUUUAAAGGUUUUGGAUAAAAAAAUGCUAAAGCAGUUUGGCACACAGUUGCUGUUGAAAGCUUUUUUAAAACAUGAAAACGAUGAUAACGAUGAAUCAAAAGAUACUGAAUUGUCGGAUGCCGUAUAUGGUGAAACGGAACAAGAAGAAAAUCUUAAAGACGUUAGCAAAGCACCGAAAGUUUUUCAACAUCAAAGUUCAGUUAGGCUUUUGGAAACCCUGUUAGUAGUCGCUGGUCCCAAAUUGAGAUCGCAACUUUACACCUUUUUAUUCGCCGGCCGUGUGCACAUUUUAGCUGAGAAAUCACUAACCAAUUUUUCGGUGCAAAAACUUUUGCAACAUACAAAAGAAAAAGAUGAGUUUGACGCAGUUUUUCAGGAAUUGAAAGAAAAUAUAGAAAGUUUAUUAAAAAUUGGACAUACUGGCGUCGUAAAAGCUUUAACAGCGGCUUGCUUGCGUUUGCAGACAAAACAAGCUCAAAUGAUUACCGCGCUGCAAAAUGCUUUGCAUGUACCUCCUAGUACUGGUGUUGCCAAAGAAAAAUCGAAAUUCUUUCUUCCAUGUUUACUGAAAUUGAAACCUUAUGAAAUUGUAAAGGACGACAAGAGCUCUUUUGUGCAUCUACAUGGUUCAAUGAUAAUACAAGAUCUGCUGCAAUUUAAUAAACCUAUAUUUAUAGUUAACUGCAUUUUAGAAACUCCUCCUGAACAAUUGAUUGGCUGGCUCACUACACCAAAUGGUUCCUAUAUAGCCGACGCUUUCUUUCAAAGUAGAUUUAUUGGCGAGAAGUCGCGUGAAAAACUUAUAAGAUUAUUGGAAGGUUUUUAUGUAGAAUUGGCCAUUUCGAAACAUGGUUCACAUGUCUUGGAAAUGUGUUUCGCUAAAGCUCAAGAUAAUCAUAAAAUUGCGAUUGUUAAAGAAUUAGCGGAAAAAGCAAAUAUGGCAAAGGGUUCACAAUCCGGUCGGAUUAUUUAUUCGAAAUUACGCGUGGAUACGUACCGUUCGUCGGUCAAUCAAUGGAAAAAUAGUUUGCAACAAAAGGAAUCGAAAGCCCAACAACUUUUUAAGGAUUUAAUAGACGAGUAAAUUUCAAUAGUCAACCGAGCAUCUUAUUUUUAUAUGCAGUGAAUUCGACAAUACUAGAUAUUCGUAUGAAAUCUUCAAUAUAUGUAAUAACCUACAUGAAAUUUUUUGUGCUCGCAAUAAAACUCACCUUAAGCUGUUGAUUGCUUUUAUUAAAA